AUGCCUCCGGUAGCUAAGCGUGCUAAGAUUGCCGAGGCAGAAGAGGCCCAACACCUAGCGGAUAAUGAACCAUCCCUUAUAAGUGAAGAUGUCGACUUUAAUGAUGAUAAUAUUAAUGCCGAUGAAAAUGACGAUAACAUCGAUUUCUACCAAGCAGAUUUAUCUCCAUUAGAAAAUGAUGUUGGUAUAACUGAAUAUAUCAGUCAACUUGAUCCCAUUCAAGGCUCGAUCAAGCAAAGAUUUGCCGAUUUCAUUGUGCAUGAGAUUAACUUGGAUGGACAGAUUGUUAAACUGGAAAACUUGGAUUUACCUACAAGUACUGAAGAGAUCAUCGAAGACACGGAUAAUAUGAUAUCAACGGAUUUAGAAAAUCGAUUACAAGAAUUAUCAUCAAGUCACAGCAGCAAGAAGUCUGUUAUAAUAGACCUAAAAGAAAAUGAAAGCAAUAAAGAAUGGAGAACAAAGAUGCAUAACUUAAUUCGACAACGUCAUCCCGAUUUAGAGAGUACUACAAUGAUGGAAGAUGAUAAUAAGAAAUAUAUUAAAGUCACAAAAAAUCAAAAAGGUCUCAAGAAAUCAGUUUUUGCUGUAUUUCUUCAUUUAGAAACGGGAAUUGAUAUUUGCAAACGUAUUCGCUGGCCAAAUGAACAUGAUAAAUAUUGCAAAUUUCGCUUAUAUAAAGAAAAUAUUGAUACCAUGAACGCUAUCAAUCUUAUUUGCAAAUUUACCGGCCUUAAACCCAGUAUUUUUGGAUAUGCUGGUACAAAAGACCGUCGAGCGAUUACUACACAAGAGAUAACUGCUUUCAAAGUGCUUCCGAGCAAACUUCAUCAUGUCAAUAGCGUAACACAUAAAGUACGAUUAGGGAAUUUCACAUAUAGCAAAGAUCGUUUAACUCUAGGAGAUUUAGCUGGAAAUCACUUUACUCUCACGUUAAGAAAUGUCAAGGGUUCAGAAGAACAGAUUGAAAAAUCAAUGGCAUCACUUAAAGAAACGGGAUUUAUUAAUUAUUAUGGAUUACAACGAUUUGGAACAUCACAUAUCCCUACCUAUCAGAUUGGAAAGGCACUAUUACUUGGUAACUGGCGUAAAUCGAUUGAGCUCAUUCUAAAACCAACAAGAACCGAUUCGUUUAGGACGAUGGAAGCUCGAGAACACUGGUGGCAGCAUCGUGAUCCAUCCGCAGCUUUAAGACUUUUACGUAGCAGGCGUGGUAUCGAGUAUUACCUUCUCAAAGGAUUAGUAGAACAUGGUUCAACUAGCCCCGUUACUGCUAUAAUGAAGAUUCCUCGAAAUGCAAGAUUACUUUAUGUCUAUUCAUAUCAGAGUUUAAUAUGGAAUCUUGUUGCAUCUAGAAGAAUUAAAGAAUUUGGCCUAAAGCCCGUUGUUGGCGAUCUUGUUAUUAGCAAUAGUGCACGCCAGCAAGAUUUACCGCAUUAUAGUAUCCAUGAUAUUGUAUUACCACUUCCUGGAUAUAACGUAAUGUACCCGCAGCACGAAGCUAAUGAUUGGUAUCAUCAACAAAUGAAAGCAGAUGGGAUUAGCAUAAAAAACUUGGAAAAUCGACACAAAGAAUUUUCCCUUUGUGGCAUGUAUCGGAAACUAGUUGUUAGGCCAAAAAAUUUGUCUUGGUCUACAGCAAGAUACGACGACUUUACCAUACCCCUAUAUUCAACUGAUUUAGACCAAAUCCGACAGAAUAAAAUUAUCAAUAAUUCCGUUGCAGAUGGUAAGAAUUUGGCUUUACUAUUAAGUUUUUCCUUACCACCAUCGUCAUACGCUACAAUGGCUUUACGAGAAGUUAUGAGGUACGAUACAUCUUGGUAUCAGCAGAAAAAAUUGGCGUCUGAAUUUACGAAAUCCCAAGAAGAAGCAACUAAAGUGAACUAA
Trichoplax adhaerens is the source of this 1890-nucleotide messenger RNA. RefSeq lists its product as uncharacterized. Gene Ontology annotation, cellular component: nucleus. Lineage: Eukaryota; Metazoa; Placozoa; Uniplacotomia; Trichoplacea; Trichoplacidae. The transcript is spliced from 16 exons. The record is from RefSeq and is a predicted model, not a curated record. The coding region runs from base 1 to 1890 and encodes 629 amino acids. Gene Ontology annotation, biological process: pseudouridine synthesis. Gene Ontology annotation, molecular function: RNA binding; pseudouridine synthase activity.